ACGCAUUGCGCAUCGCUAGACUUCUGCGCGUGUUCAAUGGCUGCGAACGUCGAUAAAAUUGCUAAAAAUUUGCUUUUCACGCGUUUUUUAAGCAACAAUAACAGUAAAUACACAAACCAUAUACAAAACUGAUAGUGCGUGCAGCAAAUUGCCAAUGGCCCAAACCCUCGAAUUAAGCAAAAAGUGAGCUCAAAACAUCAGCCCAUCAAUAGUGAGCAGAGAAAAAAGAAAAUGCAAAGCGCAAUGUGAGAAGUGCAAAAAAAUUUCCUAUAUUCACAAUUUUAGUAGCGCAACCAAAUUUGUGCGCGGUAAGCAAACACGCAUAAUUGUGAAAUUCAAGCGCGUGUUUUUUUUCGCCCCUAUUACGCAGCCAAAUGCGCAAAAAUAUUAGAAAAUAAAACAAAAAUUGUAUAAGCACUGCGACGACGUCUGGCCUAUCCACACACAAGAAGGUAGACGAAAAGAGCGCAGGGCAAGGGGUGUUGUUCUUGUUCAGAAAAACGCGCGGCCGCCGCUCCGCUGGGCGCUCCAUUGCCUUGCCUCGCUCAGUUGUGCAGCGAGCGUCCGUGCCGUCGGUUGUGGUUGUGACACCUCUCUCUCUCUGUGUAUAGUUGUUUUGCGCGCGUAAAUAUUGCUGCGUGUCCGCCCCGGCAGCUGCUACUGCGAGCAGCAGCUGUAGAAAGAAGCUCAACUUAGCAAACGGUAAACACAACGUCGCUGUACGGCAUGCAAAGCGCAUAAAUGCAAAAAGAUGAUGGAAACAUUGGAACAGCAACAAACAAAGAGUACGCCUAACAGUGAGCCCCAUGCGGGCAAUACGGAAACGACGCCGGCAGCCAGCGAAGAGGAUGACAUUGAAGAACACUGCAAUGCGUUCGAGCUGGAAAAUGAGGAGAAAAACAGCAGCAGCCCGCUACGUGAGCUUAGUCUAAAAACCGUAGCUGAGCAGAAUGAAGCGCAAAAUCACCUAGAGAAUGGACAAGAUGCAGAGGAGGAGCCGGCAGCCUCGCAAGAGACGGCACAGGGUACAUCUUCAACUGCCGACAGCCUAGACGAGUCAUUUGAGCAGCCAGCCGAAAGUUCUGUGAAAGUGGAGUGUGAAGAGGCCGCGGAGGAUACUGCUGAGGGUGGCGAUGCCGAAGAGAAGCCGUCCACAUUGCUCGACGCCCAAAAGUCUCCAAUCGACAUUAAAGUUGAAACGAAAAGUCCUUUAUCCACGCUCAAAGAUGAUGUUGCUGACGAACCCUCCUCCUCGCCCGGCAAGCCAGAUGAGCAACAGAACGGAGAGAUUGCGACAACGGGUUCGCCUGCGAUGCAAUUUGAUACGGAAAGAUCGCUACAUGAUGAAUUAACUUUAACCGAUAACAUAAAAGUUGAAGAGAAAAGUCCUUUGCCACGCAUUAGGUCAGAUGAAGAAGAUGUCUCUUCGCCAGCGAUUAAAAUGCCCGAAGAUAAUUCUCCAUGUGAGCAGAAGAGCAUUUGUGAAACAUCUUCGCCUGUGUACAGAGUCGUUGGCGAGAGUUUUUCCAAUGAUGAAGAGGAUAAUGUUUCACCAACGAUAAAAGUGAUUGAGAAAACAUCUUCACCUGCCCACAUGCAAGAGGAAGAUAGAUCAUCAUCGUUUUCAUCUGCACUUAAGAUCUCUGACGACAUUAAAAUCGAGGGCGAUGAAGAUUUUUUAGACCGAGUGCAAAGAAACGACGACGAAGGAGAGAUGGAGCAAGAGGAGGAGGAGGAGGCGGCAUCGUCACCUGCAUUCAAAAUCGAUGAAGAUGAAUUUGCUUCAAGUGCAAACGCAACCAAGGAAGGGGAGCUAGCAUCACCUGCAACACCAGCUGCGACGCCUGUGUAUAAAAUCAAUGAUCUUUCACCUGCCAGCAUACCAGAUGAUGAUGAUGAUGAUGAUGAGGAUUCCUCACAAGGAUUUAAUGCUGAAAUUAAAAUCGAGGAAGCCAGUCCAAAGUUGCCAAAAAUUGAGCGCAAAUCCCCCAUGGAAAUCAUUAAGAUUGAGUCUGAUUCUGAGGAUGAAGAUGUGCAGGUAGAGGUGGAAAAUGAUGUAGAUGAAACUGAAGGUAAUCAAACAGCUGCAACAGAUUUACACCAAUUGGAGCAAAGUGAUAAUUUGAUUAAGCAAAAGCAAAACAUGGAGACGCCAACGACGCCGUCGCCGUCGCCGACGCCUAAGGUGAAAAUAAAUGGCGCACAUGCAGCAAUGGAAGAACUGCAGCCGAUGUCUGAGCUGGAGCAGGAGAGAUUGGAAGAUGCAGUACAACAGUCUGUGAUAGCAAAUAACGAGAAGGAAGAGCAGCUGGAGCUGCAAAACACCGGAAGAAGAAGCAGCCGCAGCAGCAGCAGCAGCAGCUCGGUCAGCUCCACCUCACAGCAGCUGGUCAUUGAUCAGCCCGAGAGCGAGCAGCAGCUGCGAAAACAGCAGCAGCAGCCGCAGCUGAGCCACGAUCAGGAGCAGGCAAAGAAUCAGCAAUUGUUGCUUGCAUUGAAGCGCAGGCGCAGCGGCAGCAACAGCAACAGCGACAGCGACAACAACCCAAAACCAUCAGCCAAACAACAGUGCGUGGAGACGGAGGAGCAACAGACGUCGUCCUUGCUGUUGCAGCGUCUGCAGGCGCCAGCGCCGAAUAGCGGCGAUGUGGAACAGCAACUCAGCUGCUACAAGUGCAAUGCAAACAAAUUUGAUAAUUUUCAGCAGCUAAAUGCGCAUUACGCACAAUGCAAGGCACACACCGAAGCGGCAGCAGCAGCAGCAGCAGAAACAGCCACAAAGUCAACAGCAGGAGUAGCAGCAGCAGACGCAGCAGCAGCAGCAGCAGCAGCAGUUGCAUCAGCUAUCCCAGCGCCAGCAGCUGUUGCCGUGCCCUUGACCAGUCCCGCACCUGCUACUGCCCUCAAGAAGGAGCGCUUCUUUCGCUGCGCCCGCUGCAGCACUGUGCAUCAGUGCUGGAACUUUUUUCUGCACAUGCGCGAGGUGCAUCAGCGUUACAUUUGCCUGUACUGUUCGCAUGUGUUUGCCAGCGUUGAGAAACUGUCGCUACAUCUGGAGAACAAGCACGACAUGGAUCAGCGUCAUUUUGCCAACAUUGAGGCGUGGCAAGCGCUGCAAUCGCAAGAGGAUCGCGCCCGUUAUCUGGUCUGCUGCAAUUGCCAGGCAAGCUUCGAGCGCGGCAGCCAUUUCGAUGAUCAUGACUGCGCCGAACUAAUGCAGCCCUGCGCCCUGUGCGGCCAAAAGGCUGGCCAUGCCAAUGGCUGUCGCAAUAGCAGCAGCACCACAGCCACCAACGCCAACAACAGCGGCAGCAGUCGCAAGAAGACGGCGGCGCGACGUAAGCGCAAGACGGCCAAGAGUAAGCAGCCGCCCAGCCAGCAGUUGGCCGAAGAGCAGCCCAAGGCAAACAAUCAGCAGGAGGACGAGUCCAACUGGAUGGAGACGGAUGCGUUGGUGCCUCCUGAAGCGCCAGCACAGCCAACGGCAUUGCCUGAAAACAACAUUCCAGCGCCAAUUGAGGUUGCGCCACAAGAGGAUGCGGCGCCCAAGCUGGUGGUGCCGAAGAUGAUGCUGCGCGUGCCGAAAGAGUUUCAGAAAUCCGUGGACGCAGCGCUCAGCAGCACAGACACCGAGGAGGAGGACAACGAUGAGCUGGCAACAUCGGCAGCAGCAGAAGCGCCAGAUGCAGCCGAAUCCGAAAGCAGGAGCAGUGCGAUGCCGCUGCUCACCGUGGAUGCAGUGGAGCAACAGCAACAGCAAUUGCAGCCCAUGUCAUCAUUAUCGGAGGACACGGAAACCGCCACCGAGACAGCGUCCACGUUUCAGGAAACGGCGCCCGCAAUGCCCGCAAAUGCUUCACUAAACGAAUUGGAGGACGAUGAGGAUUCGCCAGCGUUAAAGCUGCCGUUGGUGCUGGCCGAAUUUGAGCGCACCAAAUUGGACAUAGAGCGCACCAUGGCGCUCAUGGUGGCCAAGAGGGAGCUACAGGAACAGCAGCAACAGCAGCGUCAGCUGCAGCAGCAGCUGCAGCAACAUCAGCUGCCAACUGAAGCCAAGCAGCAGCGCGGCCGCUGGUCCCUAACGCCGCCCGCAUCCCCGCAUAAUAAUCCCAUAAAUGAGACGACGCAUGUGCCAAAGGUGCUGCAGGAGCAGGAACAGCUGCUGCCGACGGGUGAAUCGGUGGAGCCAGCGGCAGAGCUGUUGCCUGCGUCUGUGCCGCAGCGUCGCGAUACGCUGGGCAGCGAGUGCAUGGAGCUCGAUGAUAGCCUUAAUGAGGAGCAAAAUACGCAGCAAUCGGAGCAGACCGAACAGUCCGAGCAGUCGGAGCAACUGCAGCAGCCAUUGGACGCAGAGCCAGCGGCGUGCGCAACGCCGCCGCCACCACCGCCGCCCGCCGAUGGCAUUGAGGUGGCCGGCGCGGAUACCCACACAGUUGAGCUGCAGCUGGACAGGCCGCUGGACAAAUUCGAAAUGGUGGACUUUGGGCGUCUAUGCCUCAAGGCUGUCUAUCCCUUUUGCCUGUACUGUAACCAUGCGCGGCGCAUUGCUGUCAAUGCCAAGCAGCUGGUGCUGCAUCUAAUCGCACAGCAUCGCUUCACGGCCACCGUGGACAGCAUCACGGCCGAGGAGCUGCAGGCGGAGACCAUUGUCGCCAAGCUGAAGAGCUACUUGCCCGCCCUGGAAGGCAAUCACUAUUUGAAUUCCAUGAGUUGCUGCAGCUUGGAGCAGGGACGCUUCGUCCAACCCUUCAACGAGCGCAUCUACGAGUGUUUCCAGUGCCGCUAUGUGACGGCCACCCACAAGGAGCUCUACACGCACAAUCGCCGGCUGCACAUUAAGACGAACAUCACGUGCUGCAUGUGUCGCUUGAAUUUCUUUAGCUACAGUGAACUGCUCUGCCAUAUCUGUCCGGGCAUCGCUACGGGCAACGUAUUCGAUGUGCAAUUCCGUUGCUGUCUGUGCGAGACGGCGCCGUUGGCCUCCGCGUUCCGGCUGAUGGUGCAUCUGCGGAAACAGCAUCAGGCCUGUGAUAUCUGCCUGGAGGAUUGCCAUACCCAGGCCAAGCUCUCGGCGCACGUGUGGAAGCACAAGCUGUUGCAUCUCUGUUAUCGCUGCGGCAUUGCGUAUCGCAACAAGCAGGACAUAUCCAAGCAUUUGUUCUGGAAGCAUGGCACCGAGAGCACCAGCUGCAAGCGCUGCCUGCAGAAACGCUGGCGUCAUGUCUAUCACUUCUGUGUGCCCGCCACGCAAUUCACCUGCGAGCAUUGCCAGUUCACAUUCAGUAAGGCCAUCUACCUGGAGGUGCACAAGCGCCAGCAUGUGGGCGAUUAUCGCUAUGCCUGCAAUGAGGAACAGUGCGAGGAGAAGUUCGUCUCGCGUAAGCUGCUGCUGAAGCAUGCGGCACAGCACGAGGUCAAGCAGCUGGAUGACGACGAGGAGGAUGAAGAGGAGUCGUCGUCCAAGGAUCAACUGACCAAGCUGGAGCUAGAGGAACAGCGCACAUCGAGCGCAGCUUCAGAGCAGCCCGAAAGUAAUGGCCAGCAGCUAAAGACGGAGAACGAGCCAAUGUCAUCGCCCAAGUCCGAGGCAGCACAUCAAGUGGAUGGCGGAAAACUGAAAGACAAAACGACGCAGCCAGCACUGUCGGGGGCACAGCAGGAGAAGGAGGAGCAGACGCCGCGUAAGCGACGCAAGAAGGCCAAGCGCAACAAGGCCUCGCUGGAGGACUUAAAUCUGAUUGCGCCCAAUCUAUCCGAAUCGGACAGCAGCGAUGAUAGCGAUUCAGAUGCCGGACGCAGCACAGGGACACUGCAGGAGGCCCAGGCACAUGGCACGCUGCCCAUGCGUGCAUCUGUGGAUGAUCUGGACAUGCCUAGGAUAAUGCUAUCGCCGGCCUCUGAGAGCGAUAAUGAGGAGCCCAAUAAAGAGUUGGUCAAGUCAGAGACAGAGCCCAAGCUGGAGCAGCAGCAGCUGGAGUCAAUGAAGCAGCAGCCGCUGAAAGCGGAAACGGAAACGGAAAUGUCUGAUGGGCAAAAGCCCAAGCUGGAGACGACAGAUGGAGCUGGCGAGACGCAAGAAGUGCCAGAUAUAUGGAAAAAUCUGUUGCAAAAUCAGCCGGCUGCAGUGGCCAAAAAGGAGCCGGAAGCCCUGGAAGUGCAGCCGACGGAAGAGCAGCUGCGUCCCACGAAACUGCAUGUGGCCUGCUCCGAUCAUGACUAUUGCAAAAUGCAGCGCACGCCGCCGCCCACGCCCGUGCCCACACCCGAUAAACCAGCGCAAGUGACGCCCAACAAGUCGAAGCGUAGCGCGAAUGCCGCCUCCAGCGAUAGCGACAGCUCCAGCAGCUCCAGUUCCAAUUCAGACUCAGACAGCUCCAGUUGCUCGUGCGGCUCCAAUUGUAGUUGCAGCUCCAGCGGCAGCAGCAGCAGCGAUGAUGACUCCGACAAUGAGUCGCAAAGCUCGCCUAAGAGCCCCAACAAGAAAGUGGCCAAGAAGAGCUCGUCGGAACGCAUCCAGGAAUCCCAGAACAACCUCAACAACAAUAACAACAACAACAACAACAGCGAGGAAUAUGUGAAUGUGACGAGCAACAAUGAGGAAGAACUGCGUCCGGCAAUGCCAUCGCCCAAAGCGCCGCUCUACAAUGAAUCCGACUUUGAUACGGCCGUCUCCGACACAGAUGAGGAGUUCUACGAUGCACAUCCGCAGAAAAUGGCCAGCGAGAUGCUGGCACAGAAACGUCUGGCGCUGCUCUCGGCCCAAGCGACAGAGGUGCAGCCGCAGGACGGCAAUGGCAACUAUGGCAUUGUGGAGAACAGUCGGCCAUCGACGCCAUCCCUGCCCGAGGAGGCAGCUGCGUUUGCGGACAAGCGUGAGCGUGUGGCCAAAAACAAGAAGAAGAAACGUGAGCGCAAAUCCACAUGCAAAUCGAUGAGCCAGGCCAAGAUGAUGCCCGGUGGUGUGCCGCAAAUGGUGCCGCCGCAACAGCUGCCGCUGGGCUUACCUCCAGGCGCCGCCGCCCUCGCAGAAGCCAUAGCAACGCCGCAGCAACAGCAGCAGCAACAACAACAACAGCAGCAGCAGCAGCAGCAGCAACAUAUGCUGCUGCUGACGGAAUCGCCGCUGACGCCCAUCACACACCGGCCCAGCUGGCAGCCGCGCAUGAGCGAGGGCAGCAGCUGCUCAGAUGCCGAUGGCCAGCUGAAGCGCUCGAAGCGCACCAGGCGUCCAAAUAAAUUCUAUGGCUAUACGAGCGAUGAUGAGAACAUGAGCAGCGUGCUGGCGCCCCCGUUGCAGGUGGGCAUGCAGCUAAUCAAGCCACAGCCGCCGCCGCAGCUGACCUGGGCCAAGGAGGAUCUGCCGACGCCGGCCAAGCAGCAGCGCAGUCGCAGCAAUCAUGGCGAGCAUCACAAUCAUCACCAUCAUCAUCAGCAGCACCAGCAACAGCAGCAGCAGCAGCCUCACCAGCAGCAGCAUUCGCAUCAGCACAGCAAUGGCAGCUCGCGGAAGCGCAACAGACGCGCGCCACUGAGCGGAGCCGGCUCUGGCAGUGCCAGUGCCAGGCGCGGUGCCAAGCGUGUCAAACAGCAGCCGGCGACGCCAGCAGCGACGGUGACAACACCGCAGGCGGAGCAACUGCAGCUGCCGCCCAUACCCACACUGAAAAUACGGCCCGCUCUGCUGCCCGUCAGCGCAGCGCCCAGCGACAGCAGCGAUAGCAGCUCGGACGACGAGAAUGCCGAGAUAAAUGUGACCAGUCUGCUGCCGCCCAUACAGGCGCCGUCCGUAAUGAUGCAGCAGCCGCCCGUGGCCGUGGCGCCGGCAACGUUGCCAACGCCGCCACCGCCGCCGCCGCCGCCUGCGACAACCGCCUUCAAUCAGCCGAUACCGCCAGCGCUGCUGCCAAAUCCGGACUUUGCCACGCUGCAGUACUUCAAGGCGAAUAAUAUACGAUAUCCCAUACGACCGCCGGCUGGGGCGCGACUGGCCCGUGAGGGUGAAUCGGUAUAUUGCUACUGCCGUUGUCCCUACGACGAGGUCUCCGAGAUGAUUGCCUGCGACGGUGAUAAUUGCCUCAUCGAAUGGUUCCAUUUCGAGUGCGUUGGCAUCAUGGUGGCGCCGCAGGGCAAAUGGUUUUGCGCCGAAUGCCGGCCCAAAUAUUCCGAGGGCCUCUAUCCGGGCGUCAAGGCCAAAUAAACUGACGAACUGUGUACAUAGUUCUAGAUAAACUAGGUUAAGGUUUACAAAAUCCUAAAUACCCUUUACAUAUACAAAAACAAAAAAAAAAAACCCCAAAACAGCAACAACACCCACUACAGAAUGGAUUACGCUUAUUAAAUGUUAAAAAAAAAAAUGUUCGAUGUCUCUCCAAAACUUCGGAUCAAUACGAAAAAAAGAAAAACUAUAAAAAGAAAGAUUUACAAAAAAAAAAAUAAUUACAUUUAAAGUAAAUGCUAAGGGAAAAGCAGAUAAUAUUAUGGAUUAUAUAUAUAUACCCAGGCUCAAAGGCGUCUCUCGCGACUUGGCUGCAGCAUAAACUAAGCUAAUCUUAAAUAAAUAUCUUUAAUACACACACACACACACACACACACUUAAAGAUAUAUAUAUAUAUAUUAUAUUUUUGUAAAUAUUUGCGAGUUGCAUAUACGAAUCGUAUAUAUAUAUAAAUGUGUAUGCAAUUGUACAAUACUUAGCUCAUGCAAGAUCUAUAUAAACCUUUAGACUUAACUUUAACCCAGCAUCAAUAGUUAUAAAUAUGAUUAUGAUAAACUCUAAUGACCUAUCGCUAGUUAUAUGUAAACAAACUAAACAAAAAAAAAAAAGAAAAACUAAAAAAAAAACAACUAAAAGCAACGUCUAAUUGCAAACGAGAUGCGAGAAAUAAACAUUCAAUAAGUGAACCAUAAACUUA
Molecule: messenger RNA, 8912 nt
Organism: Drosophila virilis
Lineage: Eukaryota; Metazoa; Arthropoda; Insecta; Diptera; Drosophilidae
Gene: MESR4
Product: misexpression suppressor of ras 4
Biological process (GO): regulation of transcription by RNA polymerase II
Cellular component (GO): chromosome
Molecular function (GO): chromatin insulator sequence binding
Source: RefSeq, a predicted model, not a curated record